UCGCAUUCUAAUGGCUGGGGAUCCGUAUUUAGAAGAGACUAGGACAUCCCCUUCCUAGUGGUAUACACUGUUGAUUGCGUGGAAGACUACGAAUUUCAUACAAAGAUUCUUGAAACCAUACUUUCAGUAUUAAAAAUGGCUGCCACAGCGUCCACCUGUAGUCGCAUCUACCUUUUGAUUAAUGACGGGUCGCCACGGAAUGAGACCAUCGAGUUUGCAAAGAGUGCUUCACCAGAGGAAAUAAGAGCAGGCUUAUUGGCCGCUGCAGAAAUUGGCGGGGAACCAAAAGGGGCCAUUGUAAAAGUUUCAACGAAAGACGGUGUGCUGCUCCCUGUAUCGGUCGAUGGACUGACACCCAAUUCGGAAGACAAUCGAUAUAUUUUGAAUGUUAAAAAGGACAGCCUCAUCAAGAAUGAUGCAGCUUCCGCAGUUAUGUCUCCCGAGAUCGGAACCGCCAAUUUGGAUCUUUCCGCCCUCAAAGCAACUCUAAAAAGUUUGGAAGCCGACCUAGAUGGUCUAACUGAAAAGAAAGGUCAACUAGCAAACAUUCCAACUCAGCAUACGCCAAAGAGAGCUGUUAAACGGGUGUCUCAAAUUGAUCCUCGCUACAUGUCUCAACCCAAAUAUGUGUUCACGGAUGAAACCAUCAAAUAUUUGAAGACUCCGACAUUCGACCCUUGGCAAUGGCAGGAAAACGAAAUGUUGGCUUUACUGGAAUUCAUGUUCGUUGAGUUGGGGGUGGUGGAUGAGUUCAAGAUCGACAUUCCUGUUCUGCGAAAGUUUUUGCAGGCUGUGAAGGAUGGAUAUAAUGCCAAUCCAUUCCACAAUUUCCGCCAUUGCUUUUGCGUCACUCAGAUGAUGUACGGUAUCCUCCAUACGACCAAAGUCGUGGAGAAGCUUACCCCAGCGGACAAGCUUAUCCUUCUCGCCGCCUGUGUCGGGCACGAUCUCGAUCAUCCAGGAUUUAACAAUGCAUAUCAAGUAAAUGCCCGUACGGAUCUGGCGAUUAUUUACAACGAUGUAUCCCCAUUGGAAAUGCAUCAUUGCGCCGUCUUGUUCACGAUUCUGAAGCAUCCGGACACAAAUAUCAUGUCCAACAUUCCAGAUUCGACCUAUCGUGAUAUUCGCAAGGGCAUCAUUCGCGGGAUACUUGCGACUGACAUGGCAAAGCACGCAGAUCUCCUCUCGCAGAUGAAGAAGUACGCAGAUGAAGGUUUCAAGUAUUCUGAUGCGGAGCAGAAAAGUUGCUUGUUGCAGAUGAUCAUCAAAUGUGCUGAUGUGAGCAAUGAGGUGCGGCCUCCGGACGUUGCGGAGCCCUGGGUCGAUUGUUUGUUGGAAGAAUUCUUUGAGCAAGCGGAUCACGAGAAGGCUGCUGGACUGCCAUUUGCUCCUUUCAUGGAUCGAGAAAAAGUUACCAAAGCUGGUGCCCAGGUUGGUUUUAUUGGAUUUGUACUGAUACCGCUUUACGAACUUAUGGCCCGUGUACUCGACAACAUGGAUCCAAUCAUUACUCCCGUCAAGCAAGCUUUAGCCUAUUACAAAGAAUUGCAGGAGAAGGAGAAGGCAGCUGCUACUGGCGGGAAGUGAAUGCCGGAGGCAUACCUUUCAAAGGUGUCCUGCAUGGAAAUAGCAUUUUACAAGUUCUUGAACGUGUUGGUCGCGCUGAUGUGUCAGCAUCGGUAAUUUGCCCGGAUAUGGGCAUCUGACAUGUACGAAG
Spizellomyces punctatus DAOM BR117 is the source of this 1717-nucleotide messenger RNA. RefSeq lists its product as uncharacterized. The transcript has 4 exons. Gene Ontology annotation, biological process: cGMP catabolic process. Lineage: Eukaryota; Fungi; Chytridiomycota; Chytridiomycetes; Spizellomycetales; Spizellomycetaceae. Gene Ontology annotation, molecular function: 3',5'-cyclic-GMP phosphodiesterase activity. The coding region runs from base 136 to 1587 and encodes 483 amino acids. The record is from RefSeq and is a predicted model, not a curated record.